CGGAGAGAGAGAGAGAGUUACUAGAUCGAGUAGGAUAAGUCGGGGCAGAGACACGCUGAACUUGAUCGCGAUAACAUCCGAUAGCAAUGGCCGACCCGACCCUGCAAACGUUCUGCUGUCAUCAUACAAACCGAACGGAUAUGGCGAUAGCGAUAAUGCAGGAAUUCAAUACAGACGCGUACAACACGGUGUGCAUGCUCUCGUCCACGAUGGGCAUGAUAGGCGCGAUUUAUCAGAUACUGCCCCGAGAGGCUUCAAGUAAUUCUUAUCGUCGGCGGAGUUUCUCCAGAGGACGAGAUAUUAUUGUAUGGCUUGCCGUUGCUGAUCUCUUAGCGUCCUUAGGUGUGUUUGUGAGGUCGGCGCUAUGGAGGAAUUUCAAGUCCAUCAUACCCAUAGAGGGUGACAUGCCCAACGUGGUGUUUUGCGCCGUGUUAUCGGCGUGGAUCCAGUAUUUCUACAUGGCCACGUGGAUAUGGACGUUGUGCUACGCGGUGGACAUGAAGUUACUGCUGGGAGACAAAAACGGACGUCCUGCGUGCUAUCACGUCCUGGCCUGGGUGCUCCCUGCUAUUCUCACCGCGUUCGGGCUGAUCAUUCUGUACAUUCCGAACGCAAACUGUCACAGCCUGACGUCGUUGUCCAGCGCGCUAUUGCGCAUCCUUCCGAAUUACUUCGCCACGUACGUGCUGCUGGCGGUGGUCAUGAUCGCGAAUCCCAUUUUGUACGUCGCAUCGACGCGGGACCUCGAGACGGCGGUUCUCCACAGUAUGGCUCAGAUGACCGGCAGGGAGCGAAGGCUGAUACAGACGGUCAGAUUGAAAUUCGCUCUCAUCAAUGUGGUCUAUUACGUGUGCUGGACGCCCAAUCUAAUUAACGGAAUACUAUUGUGGACCCUGUGGUUUCAAUUGCCGAUCAAGGCGAUCAUCACUUUGUGGUACAUAAUGGCCGUGACAAAUCCCCUACAAGCGUUCUUCAACGCGAUCGUUUAUCAGUCGUGGACCAGAAGGGAGAAAUUGCGUUUAGAGUGUUGUCAAGAUUACAAGUCGAGCACCGCCAGUCUGCAUUUACAUAUGAUUGCCAGGACGGACAGCGACGUGCACGUUUCUGAAUCGUCACCGUUGCUCAAUCCGCAAACGGGAUACAGACAGAAAGUGCCGCAUGUCAGUAUAAACGGAUCUUCGUCUCUGUAAGAAUCUAUUUUUACUGACAGUUUGUCGAGAAGUGUAAAUAGUGUACGCCAUAUCAUAGUGUUAAAGAUAGAUUUAAUAUAUGAAGUCAGUUUUUAUACAUAUUAUAAAGUCGGACUCGUUAUCGUGCACGUUCAGGCGCGAUUUCCGAAUAAGAUUUCUCAGAGAACGUCUCGACUCGGAUAAAAGAAUAUUUUAUUAAACAAUUUUUUUCGAAAUAACUUGGGGGAAAUAUUUUACAAAAUAGAAUUUUUUAAUAUAUUACACAGAGAGAUCGUAUUAAAAUAUAGUUUUUUAUACAUUAUACAUUCGCGAUACAAUAAACAGAAAAUGGAUGGACAUAAUUUAGGUAAUAUUUAGACAUCUACAGAGAAUCGCGAUUUUGAAGCAUAACAACGAAGGUGUAAAAUAAAAAAGAAACAUCUGUGCAAGAGAGAGAGUCUUUCAAAGAAAAAGAUUCGGCGCAUAUACGCAUUUGUAAUACAUUUGCAUACAAUAAUAGACUGUUUGAUUACUUUUAAUAGACAGGGUGCCUUUUUGAAAGAUAUUAUAUGUACUUUUUUUUUACAGUAUGCGUCGUAUAAUAGUCUCAUAAAUAAAAAGAUAUAACAAAAUAGAAGAUAGAGCAUAUAUGUAUAAUAGGGGUUUCGUAGUUUCGUUAUUAAUAACAUUUUGUACUUAAACAUUACGUGUGUUAUACGCUCUAAAUACUGUUAAAAUAUAUCUUCUUCUAUAUCAUAAUAUCACGAUCAACGGCGGUCAUAUGCAUCAUCGUAUAUGUACAUAUAUAUCUCAUUAUCUAUUUUAACACCAAUCGUCGUAUAAAUUGGCAAUGAAAAAAGUACAAAAUCUUAUAUUUUAAGAAUUUUCGUCAAUAUCUGCAUUAGUCAUCUUAUCAGAAGCGAGAAAAAUAAUGCAAAUGUUAAUAAGUUUCGCACGUACGGAAAUAAUUAAAAAUGACUGCCAAGAUUUAAGAUAGAAUGAAAAAAAAAAAA
Temnothorax curvispinosus is the source of this 2182-nucleotide messenger RNA. Its product is annotated as G-protein coupled receptor 143-like. Bases 87 to 1190 code for a protein of 367 amino acids. The transcript is spliced from 6 exons. Gene Ontology annotation, biological process: melanosome organization; regulation of calcium-mediated signaling; cell surface receptor signaling pathway. The record is from RefSeq and is a predicted model, not a curated record. Gene Ontology annotation, molecular function: L-DOPA receptor activity; L-tyrosine binding; L-DOPA binding. Lineage: Eukaryota; Metazoa; Arthropoda; Insecta; Hymenoptera; Formicidae. Gene Ontology annotation, cellular component: plasma membrane; melanosome membrane.